Messenger RNA from Xyrauchen texanus (razorback sucker), 2696 nucleotides. It is a transcript of the gene pdlim2, whose product is annotated as PDZ and LIM domain 2 (mystique). Gene Ontology annotation, molecular function: actin binding; muscle alpha-actinin binding. Gene Ontology annotation, cellular component: adherens junction; stress fiber; Z disc. The record is from RefSeq and is a predicted model, not a curated record. Bases 322 to 1422 code for a protein of 366 amino acids. The transcript is spliced from 10 exons. Gene Ontology annotation, biological process: muscle structure development; heart development; actin cytoskeleton organization. Lineage: Eukaryota; Metazoa; Chordata; Actinopteri; Cypriniformes; Catostomidae.
CGAGGAGCGCGCGGAUGAUGCUGCAACAUCUCCCACAGCGGAAACAUCCUCGCGAAAAGUUUGACAAAACUGGGCGGUGUGGGAAUUUGGUACAGCCUAGAAACAGACGCGCUUAAAGUGUUUCAGGCAGGUCUGUGUUUCGUUAGAGCACGAGUGACUUUUCUGAAGAAGAGCUGCGAUUCUUCACGCUGACACAGAAAGCGUGCGGGGUUUUUUGACGUCAUCCUCGCAGGUGUCAGUCAGUGGUGUGAUUACCUCGAACCGCGCGCCAACUCUUAUACUCUGCACUCCCGAGAGCGCUGGGCAGCAGCCUGUAGUCACAUGAUGCCGUUUACAGUGAACCUGACUGGCCCAUCACCCUGGGGAUUCAGAAUAUCUGGAGGGCGAGACUUCAAGAAGGCCAUAACUGUCUCCAAGGUGAACACUGGCAGUAAGGCAGAGACGGCCUGUCUUCAGCCUGGAGACAUCAUCACGGAGAUCAAUGGACAGAAUACCGGUGAUAUGCUGAAUGUAGAGGCACAAAACAAAAUCAAGAGCUGCACAACACAACUGCAACUUCUCGUGGAAAGGCCUGCUCCUUCCACUCCUGGUCAGACAAAUGGAAUUACCUCCCCGGAGCAAUUGGUUGGACGAUUCCAGGAGGCCAUUCAGGUGAGUCGAGAUGAGAACCAAAACUACAGAGAGUACACCAUCUCCAGCCCAGCCUCUCUUUCCCCUGGGCCAUAUUCACCAGAACCACCAUCCAGCCCAGAGCGCAAAGGAGGCAGGAUCACACCCACCAACAAGAGCCUGCAGUUCCAUUCCUGGUCCUCAGAAGAGAAAAACAUACAGAGCUACAGACUGUCCAGACCCCUCUCUCAGGAUAUUUCUUCUGUGGAUUUUCGCAGUAACUCUGUGUCCAGUCGGACUCCAACUCCUCCUGGACGAUACUCACCACACAGUCCCAUUGACCGAGAGCUGUCCAUCUCCCCACGACGCAGCUCGGACUUUGCCAUGCAGAAGUUUGACAGAGACUCAGAGGUAUAUAAGAUGAUUCAGGAGAACAAAGAGUCCCGUGCGGCUCCUCGCCAGUCCAACACAUUCAAGAUGCUGCAGGAGGUGCUAGAGGCUGAUGAGAGAGAAGCAGCCAUCCGGUUUCCAGGGAAACUGACACCAAGCCCCUCCAAGACCACGUCCACUGCUGGUGGACAGAAUUACCACACCUGUGAAAAAUGUGGCACUAGCAUUGUCACCCAAGCCGUGCGAAUCGUUGAAGAUCGCUUUCGUCACCCAGAGUGCUACACCUGUACAGAGUGCGGACUCAACCUAAAGAUGCGUGGCCACUUCUGGGUGGAAGAUGAUAUGUUCUGCGAGAAACACGCCAGAGAAAGAUACCAGGUCCCCAGCAGUGGCCCUUACCCAGUCGUGUCCCCUCGUCAUUGAGACGCCCAAUCAGCCACCCUCUUGACGCCGCCUCCUGCUCUUCUGUUUGCUGGGAACACCACUAAAAUGAGAGGACUGUAAUAUCAGGGUUACGUUGUCCAAUGGGAGCCAAAUAGAAUGUUUGAUGUCACUUAAACUUAAGUCUCUAUCAGUUAUUAUGAUACCUUACAGUUAGAGACUAUAUGCCUUGAUCUAUCGUGUUGCAAAGGUGAAAAGGAGUUAUAUAGGCGCCUACAUUAAGAGUGUGUGCUAUUUCUAUAACAGUUGAAUUUCUUAUGCUUUCAAAACAGCUUUUAUUUAACAUAUACAUUUAAAGGGAUAGUUCACCCAACAAUGCAAAUUCUGUCACUUACCAUCAUAUCAUUCCAUACUUGUAUGACAUUCAUUCUUCUGCUGAACACAUAAGAAGAUGGGACUGACAGCCUUAGCCACCUUCAUUGUAUGAGAAAAAGAUGCAUUGAUAGUGAAGGGUGACUGAGACAAACAUUCGACCAUCUCCUUUUUGUUUUAUGGCAGAAGGAAUGUCAUGCAAUUUGAAACAACAUGAGAGGAGGGAAUGAUGACAGAUUUUUGGUGAACUCUCCCUUUAACUUGGGUUUAAAUUGGAUUUUUCUUUGAAAUUUAUAGAGCUUUUCCAUAUACCAAGCCUUGAUGUACACUCAAAGGAUGAGGUGCGAAGCAGUGCUAAUGCACACAGGACUGGUUUCCUUAGUGUGUUAAUGUGCGUGUGGAUGCAUGCUUGUUUAUUGUGGAUAUUAGCGUGUGUAUGCACUUGAAGGGUUUGAUGAUUACUUUGGUGAUUCUUAGUUUGGUUUAAAUGCCUCUCUUCGUAAAAAAAAAAAACCAUAGUCAACAAAGCCCCAUCCACACAAAAGCACACCUAUUUAGUGGUCUACCUAGUUUGUUUUCUAUUUGCUUUGUAUUAAAUAAUGGAAAUCGAAGAAAUUAUGAUAUUGUUUUGUGUAAAUAUGUUUAUUUUUCACCUUUAAUUGUAUGUAUAUCAAACAGAUGGUUUGCGUGCAUGUUUGUAUUUUCAGGGUUGCAUGUUUCAAUUGCCUUUACUGACUAUUUUUGAGUGAGAGAUUCAUGCUCUGAUACAAAGCUGUUUCCUUCAAAUGCAAGAGAACGGAGGAUCAGAGUGGAAUGUGAACUUUGAACCACAGUUCACAGAAACACAUCUCUGUCACCUGGGAUUAAAUACUUUGAACCGUGAAUCCUCACUUUUUGUUUGUAGGGUUGGACACAAUAGCUAAAAAUAAACAACUUUGAUUAUC